AGUCCCUAGUUUCCUAACUUAAUCACAUUUCUUAUUAUUUUCUGUUCUCGUUUCCUUACAUCUUCAGAUCAAGUCUUUCAGUAGAUAUCUUGUGAUGAAAUGGAUAUAAUUUUGCAUCAGAUUUAUCAUUUAUUAAAUACUGAAUUGGAGACACACUGUUCCAGAUUUUAUGUUUGUCAAUUAGUUCUGGUAGUUUUUUGAGGCAGACACUGUCACUGUUUGCAUUUUGUAAUUGAGAGAAACAGGUAGAGAAACAUUUAUUCAAUGUUCCAGAGCUUAUACAUGCUAAAGCAAGGCCAUCACAUUCUACAUUCCCAUCUGUAGUCUAGAGCUUCCUCAGACUUUAAAAAACUAAGUCCCUAUCUCAGAUCAUAAACACACCUUGCAUCUGCUUGUUAUGUGACAGACCACACAUCUGUUUGUUUAGUUCUUUAAACAGUGGCUUCAGCAGCUCUAAUUUGGUUACUAAGACUUCAUUAUCCUUUCAGAAUCCUCUGAGCCAAAGUUUUAUAGCUGCUGAGCUUAUCUCAAGUCCUUUCAUAAAUGUGUUUAUUUUAUUUGCUUUUGGAACAGUGUUGGAAAGAACCAUCAUGGUUAUUGUCUUUCCUGUUUUACAGAGGGGGAUCAGACCGCCAUCAUUUUGCAAUUACGAAAUUUUGCAGGCAAAAAAUCAGAUAUCAUGGAAGCAAUGGAAAGUCAUAAGGCAGAAGAGGUGUUGGAGAUCCUUCGACUGAAUGUGGGUGGCUGUAUAUACACAGCGAGACGUUCAUCUUUGUGCCGCUUCAAGGACUCCAUGUUGGCAUCUAUGUUCAGUGGCCGUUUUCCUCUAAAAACAGAUGACUCAGGGGCUUGCGUUAUUGACCGUGACGGACAGUUGUUUAAAUACCUUUUGGAUUAUCUUCAUGGAGAAGUUCAUAUUCCCACGGAUGAACAGACCCGAAUUGCUUUACAGGAAGAGGCUGAUUAUUUUGGCAUUCCUUAUCCAUACUGCCUGUCUGAUCACUUGGCUAAUGAAAUGGAGACAUAUUCUUUAAGGUCAAAUAUAGAACUUAAAAAGGCUUUAUCAGACUUCUGUGAUUCGUAUGGUUUAGUUUGCAAUAAACCAACAGUUUGGGUUCUCCACUAUCUUAGCACAUCCGGUGCAAGCUGUGAGAGUAGAAUUAUUGGUGUCUAUGCUACCAAAAUGGAUGGAACAGAUGCUAUUGAUAAGCAACUGGGAGGACGAAUUCACAGUAAAAGCAUUUUUAAAAGAGAGGCGGGAAAUAAUGUUCAGUACAUUUGGAGCUAUUAUUCAGUAGCAGAGUUGAAGAAAAUGAUGGAUGCCUUUGAUGCCUGGGAAGGAAAAGGUGUUAGCUACUGGCGUGUGCCUUAUGAGUUGAUAGAGUGUUGGACUCUGGAAGAACGACCUUUAUUUGGAAGCCUCCGUCACAUGGCCCCAGUUCGGAAGAGGCGCCUGGUAUCUUUCAAUGAAGAGGAAGAAGGUGUGAACUGUAAGACUGGUCCUAAGCCAGUCAGGUUUUUGGGCCCUUCCACCAGCACCCAAAUUAAAGUCAAGAACUCGACUUCAGUCAAAGUGUCUUCGACACUACAUGAUGGGUCCCGGGCCAUUGCAAACCCAUCUCCAAGUGCCAAGUCAACUCAGAGUUCUACCCUGUUGAAAGCCCUGUCUCCAGUGAGCACUUCGACACCUCAGGCCAGUGGUGUUGAAAAUGGAGCCACACACCCACCUCCAGCCAAGGUCAUGCCCUCAGACAGGGCCACCCCACAUCGAGUGAUAAAAUUGAAGCGGACUCCACUGUGUGCUACCAGGCCUUCCUUAACUGCCUGCACUCCCGGGAUACCCUCCAUCCCAGAACCAGCACCUGAAGACCCCAGUGCCUUGGUCCUGCAGACUGAGAAUAGGCAGAGCCAGAUUAAUUGACAGAAACUGAUUUCCAUACAUGUUUUUGCCUCCUGCUGCUUCCAACCUCUUUGAUGUGAUAAAUGGCAAUGUUUAUUGAUAUGUUAGGAUAUGUUAAUGGUGAAAACAGUUUCUAUGUAGAAUGAUAGGUGGAAUACUAAUUGUGUGAAGUAGAGAGUUUAUUAAAGUUUUUAGGUCAUUAUAUCUCAUUUACCCAACUUUGAAAUGAUUAUCUGUGGAUAGUAAAUUCAGGUUCAAAAAAAUUCUUUUUUAAUGGUUGAUUGAUUGGCAUUAUGACAACAAAACAUUUGAGCAGGGGGCCAGAACAGUAGUACAGUGUGUACCUCAUGGCUGACUUGAGUUCUAUUCUCAGCAUCUCCCUGAGUGCUGUUGUGAGUGAUUCCUGAGUGCAGAGCCAGGAAUAACUCCUGAGCAUCACCAGGUCUGAUCCACAAACAAAAAAAUAAAACAAAAAUUUCAGCAAAAUCAUCACUUAGAGAAAUUUUCUGUUGCUAAAAUAGUUUACAGACCCAGGAUACUUUAGUAAUAUUAUUUCAGUCUAGGACUGGGGGAGGUGGUUUGGGCUUAGAUAUUACUGUCUGGUAAUGUUUCUGCUUCCUGGUGCUAUCUCAUAGCUGCUGGAGAUUUGAGAGAAUGUAGAUCAAGAAAUACCUACAGGAUACUCUCAAGGCUGCAAA
This is a messenger RNA of Suncus etruscus (white-toothed pygmy shrew), 2598 nucleotides long. It is a transcript of the gene KCTD18, whose product is annotated as potassium channel tetramerization domain containing 18. The record is from RefSeq and is a predicted model, not a curated record. NCBI's taxonomy places the organism in Eukaryota, Metazoa, Chordata, Mammalia, Eulipotyphla, Soricidae. The coding region runs from base 680 to 1921 and encodes 413 amino acids. Gene Ontology annotation, biological process: protein homooligomerization. The transcript is spliced from 6 exons. Gene Ontology annotation, molecular function: protein binding.